Dama dama (fallow deer) is the source of this 4947-nucleotide messenger RNA. RefSeq names its product transmembrane protein 87B (gene TMEM87B). The record is from RefSeq and is a predicted model, not a curated record. Lineage: Eukaryota; Metazoa; Chordata; Mammalia; Artiodactyla; Cervidae. Gene Ontology annotation, biological process: retrograde transport, endosome to Golgi. Bases 41 to 1708 code for a protein of 555 amino acids. Gene Ontology annotation, cellular component: membrane; Golgi apparatus. The transcript has 19 exons.
CGCGGUGUGGCGGAGCGCCAGGUGCGGCUUCCGCGUAGAGAUGGCUGCCGUCCGCCGCGACGGGGUCUGGCUCCCGCCCCGCCGCCGCUUUACCGCCGGGCGCCCGCUGCUGCGCUUCGCCCUCUGCCUCCUGUGCUGCGGCCCGGCGGCUGUGGGCGCCGUCCCCGAGGUCGGGCUCUGGACCGCGACGAUCAGUGACAAAUCAGGACCUUUGAUAUUUAGGAAAACCAUGUUUAACUCUACUGAGAUCAAGUUUUCUGUGAAGUCAUUCAGCUGUCCUGGGCCUAUGAAGUUUACCAUCGAGUGGCAUUUGGAGCAUCAUACCUGUCACAAUGAGUAUUCUGAGUUGGAAGAGCUGUCACAGAAACAUGAACUUCAGGUCACUGAAGACUUUUGUGGUCAUUAUUUCAAGAACAGUGAGUGCUGGACAACAAAAAAUGAAAAUGUAGAGUGCAGCAGUGAUUUACAGGUGUUUCCCCCAUUGAAUAAUAAACAACUAAUAUCAAAUACCGGAAAUGUUUCAAACCAGGAAGGAUCAACAGAUGUUGUAGCCAAAACACAAAGAGAUGGGUUUCAUAUCUUUAUUGUUUCUGUUAAAACAGAAAAAACAGAUGCAAGCUGGAAUUUGAACGUUUCUCUUUCUAUGUUGGGACCUUAUGGAUAUAUCUCUGCAUCAGAUUGGCCUCUAAUGAUUUUCUACAUGGUGAUGUGUAUUGUUUAUAUCUUAUAUGGUGUUCUGUGGCUGAUGUGGUCUGCCUGUUACUGGAAAGAUAUAUUAAGAAUCCAGUUCUGGAUUGCAGCUGUUAUUUUCCUGGGAAUGCUUGAAAAAGCAGUUUUUUAUGCUGAAUACCAAAACAUCAAUAGCAGUGGGCUAUCAACCCAAGGGUUACUGAUAUUUGCGGAGUUGAUAUCUGCGAUUAAGAGGACUCUGGCUCGCCUCCUGGUGAUCAUCGUGAGCUUGGGAUACGGCAUCGUAAAGCCUCGUCUAGGAACCGUCAUGCACCGGGUCAUUGGAUUAGGGGUUCUUUAUUUUAUCUUUGCGGCUGUUGAAGGCGUGAUGAGAGUCAUUGGGGCAAAUGACUCUGACCUUGUGCUUCUGGCCAGCCUCCCUCUGUCUCUCCUUGACUCUGGCUUGUGCUGGUGGAUUUUUAUAAGUUUGGCACAAACUAUGAAGACACUCAGGCUAAGAAAGAACACAGUAAAAUUUUCUUUAUACAGGCACUUUACAAAUACCCUGAUCUUUGCCAUACUGGCAUCUGUAGUGUUUAUGGUGUGGACAACUAAGACAUUUAGGUUUGCAAAAUGUCAAUCAGAUUGGAUGGAACGCUGGGUUGAUGAUGCAUUUUGGAGCUUCCUUUUCUCACUUAUUCUUAUUGUAAUAAUGUUUUUGUGGAGACCAUCAGCAAAUAAUCAGAGAUAUGCCUUCAUGCCUUUAAUAGAUGAUUCUGAUGAUGAAAUUGAAGAAUUCAUGGUAACAUCUGAAAAUUUAACUGAAGGAAUAAAAUUAAGAGCCUCAAAAACAGUUUCCAAUGGAACAGCUAAACCUGCUACUUCUGAUAAUUUUGGUGAAGAUUUGAAGUGGGUGGAGGAAAAUAUUCCCUCUUCAUUCACAGAUGUAGCUCUUCCAGUGUUGGUGGAUUCAGAUGAGGAAAUUAUGACCAGAUCUGAAAUGGCAGAAAAAAUGUUCUCUUCCGAAAAAAUAAUGUGAUGGAACCCAUAUAAAUGAAACCUAUGUAAUGAUGAAGGAUUUCCUCAAGACUAAAAGAGAGCUUUGUUUUGAUAUAGUGCAACAAGUUUUUAUUGCAUCAUCUUGGAAAUCUAUGUAUGAAAAUUAAGAAUUCAGAUGGUAGAAGGGUUCUGUAACCCUUUUUAAACUGACCCUUGAGUGCCAGUUUCAUGUCCAUUAAAUUGCCUACUUGGCAAUGAUCUGAGAGAAGUAUUGUAAUAAAGAUAGAUUCCCAACUACCCUUAGCUGAUGGGUGGCAGACAUGUGGAUUUGGGCAUGUGGGUUCUCUUUUUUUUUUUUUCCUGAAAAAUAUGACAAUUUAAAAUAACUUACAUUACAUCAAUGUUCCUAUUGUUCUGCUGAGCUUCAAAACAGUGAUAUGAUUCUUCUGAGAUGUGGUUAAAGCAGUGUCUCCAUCUAUUGGGUUUAUAGUUAUAAGUUACAAUAAUAAUUCUCUUUGACUUUCAUGCUGAAGUGAUUUGGUAAUAUUGAGUUGGCCAAAAAGUUCAUUUGUUCCAUGAGACGUUACAGGAAAACCUGAACGAACUCUUUUGCCAACCCAGUAAGUGAAACUCGAUUAAUGUUGGAACAUAAGGAUGUAUAUAUGGGUAGUCUUGCUCUGGGUGUGAUGUGUGUGUGUGCACAGGUCUGUGCAAAGGCCUUGGGUGCAGCUCACACCAUGCACAUCAAAUCGUUGAUCUCUGAGCUCAGGGGAACACAGUUCACGGAGAGAGAGGUCCCUUAUGAAAAUCUGCUCCACCUGUCCCCUCCCUUAGGCCAGGUGUGAACGUACUGCUGCUGAAUCUGCAAUGGGACAGGUGGGGUCACCUGGCCACGUGGUUCCACUGGAGCACUUCCUCCCAAGCAAGCUGGGAGGCUCAUUACCAGUGAGCCCUGAGGAAACUAGAACCUUCUAUAUCAUCCUAGCAUGUUUGGUUUUGUAAUAAUACAUGUAUUUAACUGUAUAGUAAGUAUAUCACUAUUAAUCUUGUAAUUAAUUUUUUAACCUUAAAUGACCUUUUAUACAUUAUUUUAUUAUAUAUGUAAUGUGUGAUUUGAAAGUUUAGAAAAAAAAUUUUUUUAAUGCAGAGCAUGCUAAACUUGAAAAGCCAUUGGAAACAGUGUGACGGAAAUGGUAGCUGUUUUGCUGCUUUCCUGACCAAAGAUACAAGGCUAGUGGAUAUUUAGAAUAGGAAUUAAAGUUAGAAUCUUCUGUGUCUUUCUUUGAAGGAGUUCUAACCUUGUGGAGUUGAGGAUGACUUCAGAGUUUUUGAUGAAGAAGCAUCAAAGUCUUAACCAGUACAAACACUUGAAUUAUAACCUUCCUUUAUUUUUUUCUUUCCCAUAGUGAAGCCACAAAACAAAAUGGUUUUUUUCAAAAGCCUAACUUUUGAAUUGGUUUCUCAUUUACUCAUUUCAUAGGGGUUAGUUUAAAAAAAAAAAAAAAAAGAUUUCUAGUAGUAAUGCCUCUUGAAAGGUACUUUCAGCUGUAUUUUCAAUAGUGAAUAUUGGACCCUGUUGUAGGGAGAAAGGCGUGGCUUUCAUCAUGCUUUUGCUUUGGGAUAUCCUUCCCAAGAAAAGAAUGUCUAACAAUGUAGGUUCCCUUCCUUAUUUCUGUUUCUGCCACGAUAAUGGACUCCACCUGAGGUGCUUCCCAGCGUUUAUGUCCAUUUGAGCGCGGUGUAUAUUUUGCCCUCAGCCCAGUUGUUUCCGAGCUGGAGGUGGCCAUUUCCGUCUUGUUCCUGACAUUUGUAUCUGAUACCACUCCCCAGAUUUUGAAGCAGAUUGAUCCCCAACUCACAUGGCUCCAGCUGGAUUCUGAAAUGCAGAGCCCUGGGCUCCCAGCCGCAGAGGUGAUGGGGUGUGAGGAGGGAGUCAGGGGGAAGUGUGCCGGGAUGGGGUAAACGCCUCCGACGUAACCUGGACGGUGCUGAUGAAAACACUUCUCUCUGCAUCUGGCAAGACAAGCAAUGCUGUGCCUGUGUGGCUCAGCUGCGCACCAGCAUGUGGACUUCCCUCAUCAUCUCAGAAGGCAGUCUUUUCUCCUGAUAGCCUCCUCAGAAGUGUUUUCCGAAGGAGGUACACUGUGUCUGUCACCCUCAGCGGUCAGUGUGUUGUCCACUGAUGACUCACAGCCUGAAGCAGGUAUCAGAGGGCCUUCUUGGCCCCCUCACGUGGCCGGGAGGGGGCGCCCCAGAACUGUAGCCUUAGAUCUUGUGAAGGACCCCGGGGAGAAGUCACACUCGGGAACACUGUUACAGCUCAUCACCGUUGCUUCUGCUCAAAGAUCGCAGAAACUGGUGGCCAGGGUCUUUGAGGCUGCCACACCAAUUUAUUCUUAGGAUGCCAUCAGGGUGGGUCUCCCUGUGAUUGCAUGGAUCUGAGGGUAAGAGUCCAAUUCUUUGUGUUUCUAGGCAAAAUGCCUACGUGUUCUUACUGUGCCAUUUGUGUUAGAUUUCUGUGAUGUAUGAAGUUGGCCUAAAAGGGAAUUUUCAUGUUUUAAGUUAGAGGAAUAUUAGUAUCUGCUUUCAAGGAAAGUUCAUUUCAAAAAUAAGGAAAAAUAGAUGAAUGUGUGAAUUUUUUGAGCCCAAGAGAUAAGAUGUUCCUACACUUUUCCUGUGAAGAAAAUAUUUAAAAUCUUUCACAUAUCCUAUACAGAGUACUAGACUUCCCCACUCUAACACAGUAUAUUUGCACUACUGAAAUGUGAAGACUGAAGAUUGUAAAAGAUGUACAUGUGAUUGGUUUUUAUAUCUUUUUUAAAAAGGGGGUUUGAGUCUGCUGCACUAGACUAUACAUAACUGGUUUAUGAGACAUGUUAUACUAGCUUUAUAAGCCCCUAGUGUUGGAACUUGUGUCUUGGUAUGAUCAACAAUGUGUGAUAAGCAAUGCAAAACACCAAGCCUUAUAAGAAAGAAGUUUAAUGUAUUGGUCAAAGUACUAAAGAAUGUAUUUAAGUGACAAAAGGAGAUUUAAAGACAUGUAUAUUAUAACAUAGGAGCUCAAGAAGAAACUUCUUUAGAACUAGGAAAGCAUGUAUUUGGGAAGAAAAUUUAGGGGCUAAAGUUGUAUAUUUUUUAUUUAAGAAAUUAAAUUAUUGUAUAAUUUGGAAGACGUUGCUUUGAAUGUAGCACAAAACUAUUUCAAAGAUUUUUAUUUGAAAAAAACUGAUGUAUUUUUGUGCCUUAAUAUUUGUUCUGACAAUAAAAUGCUUUCUGAGA